AUGCCAAGAAAAGUCGUAAAAGUACCGGAAACGGGUUGUGCCUGUCGUAAAGCAGCCCCUGAUGUGUGGCGCGUGAAACCCCGUCGGUCUCUCCGUACGGCAGCCCAAGCUGAAGACGAAACAUGCCGGCUAAAGGUCCCCUACAAUCUGUCCAGGUCUUUGGACGUAAAAAAACCGCCACAGCAGUUGCUCACUGCAAAAGGGGAAAUGGUCUGA
Molecule: messenger RNA, 216 nt
Organism: Knipowitschia caucasica
Lineage: Eukaryota; Metazoa; Chordata; Actinopteri; Gobiiformes; Gobiidae
Source: the annotation of a GenBank genome assembly